AUGAAUGCCACGGAACCCGGAAGCGUUCUCGAAGCAGCAGGGAUUUUUGUUCAUUCAGGCUUCAGCGGUGUAACUCAGUUCCUGAUAACACACCCCUCUGGAUAUCGGACGCCUGAUAUUUCCUCUUUUACGUUGAAUCAAAGAGCGCAAAAAUGGCUGGUCGACUACCGGCUUGUGUUGUUGACUGUGGAACAGGGUACACAAAGCUUGGCUAUGCAGGAAACACAGAGCCCCAGUUCAUCAUGCCUUCAUGCAUUGCAAUCAAAGAGUCAGCGAAAGUUGGAGACCAGGCGCAGCGCAGGAUGAUGAAGGGAGUUGAUGAUCUGGACUUUUACAUUGGAGAUGAAGCCAUUGACAAACCAUCAUAUGCAACCAAGUGGCCGAUCCGUCAUGGGAUAGUGGAGGACUGGGAUCUGAUGGAAAGAUUUAUGGAGCAGAUCAUCUUCAAGUAUCUGCGGGCAGAACCUGAAGAUCAUUAUUUCCUGCUGACAGAGCCUCCCCUUAACACACCUGAGAACAGAGAGUACACCGCAGAGAUCAUGUUCGAGUCCUUCAAUGUCCCAGGCCUCUACAUUGCUGUUCAGGCUGUCCUGGCGCUGGCUGCCUCCUGGACAUCCAGACAGGUUGGAGAGCGGACGCUGACAGGAACCGUGAUUGACAGUGGAGACGGGGUCACGCAUGUCAUCCCGGUGGCUGAAGGCUACGUCAUCGGCAGCUGCAUUAAGCACAUCCCCAUCGCUGGGAGAGACAUCACUUACUUCACCCAGCAGCUGCUGAGGGAGCGAGAGGUGGGGAUACCUCCUGAGCAGUCGCUGGAGACGGCUAAAGCUGUAAAGGAGCGGUUCAGUUACGUUUGCCCCGACCUGGUCAAGGAGUUCAACAAGUACGACACAGAUGGCUCCAAGUGGCUCAAACAAUACACGGGCAUCAAUGCCAUCAGCAAGAAGGAGUUCACCAUUGAUGUUGGAUACGAGCGCUUCCUCGGGCCUGAGAUCUUUUUCCACCCAGAGUUUGCCAACCCAGACUUCACCCAGCCGAUCUCAGAGGUGGUGGAUGAAGUGAUCCAGAACUGCCCCAUUGAUGUCAGGCGUCCACUUUAUAAGAAUGUUGUGCUCUCCGGCGGCUCCACCAUGUUCAGGGACUUUGGCAGACGCCUGCAGAGGGACCUCAAGAGGACUGUGGACGCACGACUGAAAAUAAGCGAGGAGCUGAGCGGCGGCAAGUUGAAGCCAAAGCCCAUUGAUGUGCAAGUCAUCACUCAUCACAUGCAGAGGUACGCCGUGUGGUUCGGAGGAUCAAUGCUGGCAUCUACUCCGGAGUUCUACCAGGUGUGCCACACCAAGAAGGACUACGAGGAGAUCGGGCCGAGCAUCUGCCGCCACAACCCCGUGUUCGGAGUCAUGUCUUAGGCGUCACCUGAUUGCAUUCAGCAUAGGCCCGAGGGAAGAAAAAAAAACAAAAAAACGAAAAAAGUAAGAUGAAAGAACCGCAAGACCUCACAUUGCUGCGGAAGUCCCAUGAGCCUUUGCAAGGAUGCUCCAACAGGCCUGAACAAAGCAACAAUGGACCAAACCAGAAGAUGGAAGAGCAGCUGUGUCCUCACAUAUUAGAGGAAAUUAUUAGAGGUGACUCAUCCCAAAGGAUCCUCAGAUAAAAUGUUUACUGCAAGUAGGUUAAUAAUAGGUGAUGAAUCUUUUCAUUUCUGCGUGCCUCAUAUAUGAACUUGUAUAUCCUCACAGGGUUGUAAUUAAUCAACAUGAGUCCUGUAUAAAUGCAUCUCUGUGUAAAUGGGGUGGGUUCUUUCUAUGUGUUAUGUAGGAGUUACAUUAAAUCAUGUGUUUGAUCAUUAAGCCAUCAAACAGGUGCAAACAUAAAGACAUCAGAAAUGCUGAAAUUCACUCUAAUCUUUAAACGAUAUCACCCUCAUUACCUGGAGGAAA
Melanotaenia boesemani (Boeseman's rainbowfish) is the source of this 1940-nucleotide messenger RNA. RefSeq names its product actin-related protein 3. The record is from RefSeq and is a predicted model, not a curated record. Gene Ontology annotation, cellular component: actin cortical patch; Arp2/3 protein complex. Lineage: Eukaryota; Metazoa; Chordata; Actinopteri; Atheriniformes; Melanotaeniidae. Gene Ontology annotation, molecular function: actin filament binding. Bases 153 to 1409 code for a protein of 418 amino acids. The transcript is spliced from 12 exons. Gene Ontology annotation, biological process: Arp2/3 complex-mediated actin nucleation.